AUGGAAGAUGAUCCAUUCGAUUGUAUUGACUUCAGUGAUGACUGCCUGUCAAAUGAAAUGGAAUAUGAUGGAGUGGGAAAUGACAUGCCUGAUGAAAUGGAAGAUGACAUAUCAAAUGAUUUGCUUAAUGAUAUGUCGAAUGUCAUUCCAUUGUCACCGACAAAGAGUACUAAUGUUUCCAUUGAGGUUGGAAUGGAAUUUCCUGAACGAAAGGAUGUAGUAGAAUUAUAUACAGCAUUUGGUAGGAUAAAAGGUUUUGGAAUCCGGGGACGAACAUCCAAGGAGGACUACGUAAAGCUAACAUGUAUUAGAGAGGGUCAUCCACAAAAGAAAAAAGAAGAAAAUGAGAUAAAGAAGGAUCAGACGAAAUCAAGGAGAACAUCAUCAUCACGUAUAGGAUGCCAAGCUUGUCUCAAGGCUUCUAUAAAUAAAAAAACAAAUAUGUGGAGAAUCACAUAUUUCAUAGACAACCAUAAUCAUGAGUUGCUUUCUCCAAAAAGUGUUUCGUAUUUGAGAUCACACAAAAGAAUGCCUGAUGCUGCAAAAUGUUUGCUAGAAAAAUUCAACCAGGCGGGUUUGCCUAUUGGAAAGGUAGCCACCAUAUUAAAUAGUCAUGAUUUGGGGUUUGAUAGUAGAGAUUGUUAUAAUCAUAUGAAAAAUAUAAGGACAGGGAUAUAUGAUGAUGGAGAUGCACAAGGCGUGCUACAUUAUUGUAUUAAACAACAAUCACUGAAUCCAGAUUUUUUUUAUUCCAUCAAGUGUGAUGGUGAUGAUCGUAUGAUGAGCUUCUUCUGGAUUGAUGCAAGAUCUAGACAUGCCUAUGAGCUAUUUGGGGAUGUGAUAACAUUUGACACGACAUAUAGGACUAAUAAGUAUUCUAUGCCAUUUGGACCAUUUGUCGGUGUAAAUCGCUUCUACUCGGAUGUGCUCUAUUACAUGAUGAAACCGAGGAUACUUUUGUAUGGCUAUUUGAGGAAUGGCUACGAGCAAUGA
Gastrolobium bilobum is the source of this 993-nucleotide messenger RNA. RefSeq names its product protein FAR1-RELATED SEQUENCE 5-like. The record is from RefSeq and is a predicted model, not a curated record. NCBI's taxonomy places the organism in Eukaryota, Viridiplantae, Streptophyta, Magnoliopsida, Fabales, Fabaceae. The transcript has a single exon. Bases 1 to 993 code for a protein of 330 amino acids.